This is a messenger RNA of Anguilla anguilla (European eel), 1867 nucleotides long. Its product is annotated as jupiter microtubule associated homolog 2-like. Bases 98 to 706 code for a protein of 202 amino acids. Gene Ontology annotation, cellular component: nucleus. Lineage: Eukaryota; Metazoa; Chordata; Actinopteri; Anguilliformes; Anguillidae. The transcript is spliced from 5 exons. The record is from RefSeq and is a predicted model, not a curated record.
GCUUGGGAGUUUUAUCCAAGUAGUGGCGUCGUAGGGAAAUAGAGUGAGUGCCUUUUUACCGUGGCUUCAGACGUGCCAUACAAGAAAAUAUAAAACGAUGACUUCAACAAAUAUGUUUCAGGGACUGGAAAACGAUGGCAAACCGAGCUCUAGGGUGCUCCAACCCCCCGGAGGUGGCUCCAGUAACCUGUUUGGUCCGUGUGACGAGGUUUCGGCGAGUCGACCUCACAAGAUGAGGUCCAAUAUAUUUUCUCCUCCGGAGCAGCCGCAGGAGGGCCCCAAAAGGAGCAAUCCGCCAGGGGGGAAGAGCAGCGGGAUCUUCGCCGAGGCCCCAGCCGAGACUCCCGCCGUUCAGCAGAGGCCGACCGCCCCCGCCGGAGUGAGCAGCAACAUUUUUGGGGACAGGGCUAGCAAUCCCCCCGCUGCCCGCAGUUACCCCAGUAAACCAAAGGACAACAUCGGUAUCCAUGGUACACCAAAGCCUGAAGUUCCGGAGCCAAAGGUGGCGUCUCCGGCGAAGGAGAUCGCUUCCGCCCCUCCCGCAGCGGGCAAGGACGCCCCCGCUCCCCGUCCCAAGCCGGAGGCGGACUCCCCGUCCCACGGGUCCAACGUGGAGGACCACGAGCCCCGGCUGGGGCCUCGACCCCGGUCCCACAACAAGGUCAUCCACCCCCCCGGAGGAAAGUCGAGUGUGGUCUUCUACUGACGGCCUCCAGGCCGACCCUUAGUCCUCCAGCACGGUUCUGACCUUCGACCUUUCUACUACUGCCCCGCCCCCCUCUCUUCGUCUGUACACAAAGGAAGCUUUGUCAAACUGACCAAAUUGGCAUCAGCGUACUUCUGCUCUUUCCUUUCUUGGUGCAAAAGGGAUCUUUGAUAUUCCGACAGAUCAGAGGUUCUUAUUCGCGCAUAAAAAUUCCUGAUUCGAACUUAUUCUCAUGAAGUGUUAAUCGCACCAAGCUAUUCCAGAAAGCACAACUGGAAAGGUCUUAAUCAUGUACGUACAUCCGUGACCUGUAUAACUGUGGUUAAGGCUUAGUCGGAGCGUUUUGUGCGCAGUUGCGCAGCACAAGUGAACCGCUUGCUUCUCGCGUCUGCGUAGCGUUGGGUGUUUAGUGCAGGUUUAUGGCCCGUUUCGUUGAAAACAUGCGCCGCGUUGGCUCCUAGCUGCAGGGUGGUGAAAGCUCGAUAGCGGAGGUCUGUAUAUUCUCACUUUCGGGCUAAUCAAGGCCUUGCGCCGCCUCCUCUUCAGAUUUGCACCUCUUGUUCACACAAUCCUGAAAAAUGUAUAAGGACUGCGUUUUGGGCUCGGUGUCCGAUUUCUCAUUUUAUUACGAUGCCUUUUCAUCUCGUCAUUACUGUGGAGUUGUCUGAGCAUAUUAGCCUUUGUCUCCUUUAAGAAGCAAUGUAUAUUCAGGGAGACGGCAGCAAAAACGAAAGGGGUCCUGAACCCACUAUAAUAUAGUACUUCCUUUUUUUUUUUUUUUGCAUCUUAUUUUAUAUACAGAAGUAAGUGAUCUGUGUCUAUGCGGGUAUUCUCAUUGUUUAUCUUUCCAUUGCUUGUUCCGUCUUGAGAACGGUGCGGUAUUUGAAUGCUGGAAGAGGCCUUUUAUGUUUUAAAUUAAAACAGCAGUGCGAGUGUGAACACUGUGUGAGACGUGCGUGGGAACGAGAGGGGCGGGUCCUCGCCGGGGUCCGCCCACUGACAUUCCGAGAGUGUUCACCUUCCCCCCCCCCCCCCCCCAUGCCAACCUUCCUCUGUGGGUUUCCUGUCUGUGUUAGCAUGCCACGCAGGUGUUCCGUGCAAUACAGUGUACGAGGGGAAAAAAACAACCUGUGUCAUAAAAUAAAACCUGUAUUUUGAUGA